This is a messenger RNA of Cuscuta epithymum, 3091 nucleotides long. Lineage: Eukaryota; Viridiplantae; Streptophyta; Magnoliopsida; Solanales; Convolvulaceae. The record is from the annotation of a GenBank genome assembly.
UUCGGGACCAAAUCUUGGGGUGUUUUAACAAUCUGAAUGAUACCAUUAUGGGCCUAAAUAGUAGAUCCUUAAAUGGUAAACUCUGUUCUGGAAAGAUUUAUGAGUUGCUAAGAUUUAAAGGGACGCCGAGAGUGUGGAUGAGCUUUAUUUGGAAAUCUUAUAUCCCUCCGAAGUUCUCAUUCAACGCUUGGCUUGCUAUGAGGAACCGGCUACCUACGCAGGACAGCCUUGGUUACCUCCAUAUUGUUAACCGUUGUGACCUGUGCAAGGGUAGAUUGGAAACAAUACCACACCUAUUUUUCCGUUGUCAUUACACCUGUAGGGUUUGGAAAAAAAUUAAGGAAUGGUUGGGCAUGACUCGAGAGAUGACCACACUAUGCAGCGCCGUGAAAUGGAUCUUGAAAGAUCAUAAGGGUUCAAAGAUCAAAGGGAAGGCUGUCCGGAUUGCGUUUGGUGCUGCGGUUUACUACCUCUGGCACGCUAGAAACGCCAAUCGAUUUGAUGAAAAGGAUGUGAAGGAAGAGGAAGUCAUUGCAAAAAUCAAGCAUGUGGUGUAUAAAAUACUCUUCAAUUUAUACCCGCAUGACUUGAUCACUUUCUGAGUAGAAGGCCGGGGUUGGAUAUUAUGGAGGCCGCGGUUUUUGUGUUGACCGAUACAUGUUUACUUGGAGCGCCGAUGCGUGGACAUUAUGGAUGCCGCGGCUUGGGCUCUUCGUACAACGUGGCAUGAACAUUAUGGAUGCCGCGGCAUGUAGCACGGUCUUUGAUAUUUUGGUGUGUGUCUUACCAGCACCUUUUGUACUUUUCUUAGAAUUUAGCCUCUGAUCUGUGUGCGUGCAUCUGCAGCACCGAUGUAUUUUGAACUUCUUGAUGGGGCGGGUUGUCUUUACCUGGUUAUUUUUGGCAUAGAAUAGAUCGAAUAAAAACCUCCUUUCACCCCCACAUUAUGUGGUUAUGGGGGAGGUUUUAGGAGAUCUAGGACAUGUGAUGUAUAGUUUUUCUGGGUGUUAAUAUAUAUUUACAUUUCAUCCACAAAAAAAAAAGAUACUUUUCGAUUUAUGAUGUUUGACUGAUGAUAAAACAAACGGAUCCCUGUCUACACUCAAAAAAGUGCCACAAAACCUGCAAAAAGUAAUUCAAGUUUCAUAAAUUUUUGAUAUAUAAAGUAAGAGAUUAAGAGUGAUUUAUGAGUGAAUAGUAAAGAUAUUUUAUAAAAUGGGAGUAAAAUUUAAGCUUUUCUCUUCAAAAGAAAAAUUAAUUUAUGUCCGCUGUCUCCACUCCCCACCAGUUAUUCCCAGAUUCGCCCUAGCUAUUGAUGUACUGAGUAAUGGUUUGCCGCUGUGGUUAAGCUCUUUUUAAACUCAAGGACACAGCCUCGUACAUGUGAGUGGAUUCACUCUUUAAUUUGUUACUUAGUUCCGAAAGCUAACAAAUGCGUAGUUAUCUAUAUUUUGCAUUCUCCUUUGUUCAUAUUCAUACUGAUAUCCAUUAUUAACAUCUUAAAUGUGAUUGAGGCUACUUUAAUCGCCAUAUCCUAGUUCGCUGUAUCGUCGUGGAUUAGGUUUAAUGUAUUUGUUCUUUAAUUGCAUAUAUUCAAGCUCCUGCUGGGAUGAUGGCUACUAGAAGGAUGGAUAGAUUCAGUCAGCUUCCUACGGAAAUACUUGAAAGCAUAUUGGGAUUAUUGGCCAUUCAAGAAGCUGCUAGAAUGGCCAUAUUAUCUAACUUCUGGAGACAGAUGUGGUUCAAUAUUAGGGAUCUCAAAUUUGAUUGUAACUUCUUUCAUUACAUUGAGAGGAAAUAUUCAUCUGCUCACAGUGACCUCAUGACCAAAACAACAAAAUCUGAAACAAUAAAUAGUGAUGUCUUGACCUCUGCUGGAAUGCAUGUAGUCAACAAAGUUCUUAUGCAGCACAAUGGUCAUAUUCGCAAAUUUGAAUUUUCAUUUAUUCAUCAUGGGAGGAGUUCGCUUACAUCACGGGCAUUUGAAAUUGAUCAAUGGUUCCUUUUGGUCACACAAAAAGGUGUUGAACAACUCGAUAUUCGUUUUCUAGUAGAUAAAGAUGAAUACUCGCUGCCUAAAUGCAUAUUCUCUUGUCCAACACUCAAGAGAUUGUGGAUCCACGGAGUCUCUGUUGAACCAUUAAAUAUGCCUUGCAUAUUACCAAAUGCCACCUCACUUGCUUUUGUAAAUUCUAAAUUCGAGCCUAAUGAUGCUCUAGAUUACAGGGUUAAUGUUCCUAUGCUCGAGAGACUGUUGCUUAUCGGAUGUGAUAACAUGUUCAGUUUUAACAUUACUGCACCGAAACUCUUUGACUUAAAGAUUCAUUCUUGUUGGUAUGAGCAGUGCAGUGGUUUUCUCCCAGUUCACUUGGAUUUGGGAUCUGUUAUUUCUCUUGAUUUAGAUGCCCUUUCCCUCAAGAAAUUUGUUGAAGACUUCCCAAACAGUGGACCACAACUACAACCACAUGAACUAAAUGUGGAGUACCUCUAUUUAUCAAAUCCAUAUAAUGAAGAUGAUGCUUCUUCUGCCUUCAUUCAUUUGUUGAAAUUAUGUCCAAAGUCUCAUGAAAUUCAUAUGGAUAUGGCGUUUGUCGAAGCUUUGAGAGAUUGUUUAGACACAAAGUCGGAGAAUUCAAAGGAACUUUAUCGUGUGGCAGAAACACACAACUUGCUUCACACUUUGAGUAUUGAUUUCUUUGAUGCAUGUGAGAAUUAUCUGCCUUUGGUCAAGGGGCUACUUUCCUCCUUUCCAACACUUGUGAAGUUUGUCAUAAAGGACCUCGACUCUGAAUCUAGUAAACAGAUUUUGGAACUUCCCACAAACGUUGAAAUGACGGUUGUGAAUUUUGAAUAUUGAAUGAUGUUUGGAAUUUGUGAUUGGCAGUGUAGGCAUUGUGUUUGGCAUUUUCUAUCAUUUCAAUUAAAUCAAUGAUUUCUGGAUAGCGUAGCCAAUUAUGGGUAGGCAGUAGUUUCACUACAAACUUUAUCAAGUUACAGUAUAAUAAAGUAUUGUUUUGUUGUUGAUGCUAAUGUGGCUAAUAACUACUACGUCUAAUAUUAGUGGAGGAAUGUUGUUAUUCCUACUAUGAAU